AUGGGAUAAUGUCUCAAUUGUUUUAAGAAGAAUGAAGAAAGCCACUAAGAUGUUGUUUCUUAACAAACUAAUACUAAUUCUAAACCACUUAAUGAACAUUAAACAGAAACCAUCACUUUCUAUAAACAAAGUAUUGUUCUUAACAAUGAUCCACACAAACUUAAUGUCACAGACUUUAAAUUGAUAAAGACAAUUGGUAGGGGAAAUUUUGGGAAGGUGUUAUUAGUUCGAAAGAGAUCCAAUGGAAAAGUAUAUGCUAUGAAAAUUGUGAAUAAAUAUGAUCUGCAAGUUAAAAAAUAAGUGGAAUAUGCUAAAACAGAAAGAAUUAUAUUGGAAAAGAUUAAUCAUCCUUUUAUAAGUAAACUUCAUUAUGCAUUUUAAACCCCAUAAAAGCUUUAUUAUGUUAUUGAUUUUUGUGCAGGUGGGGAAUUAUUCUUUCAUUUAAGAAGAGCCUAUAAAUUCAAAGAGAAUUAAGUUUAAUUUUAUGCUGUUGAAAUUAUUAUCGCUUUAGAAUAUUUACAUGAUUCUAAAAUCUUAUAUAGAGAUCUUAAACCAGAAAACAUCCUCUUAUGUUAUGAUGGCCAUAUCAAAUUAAUUGAUUUUGGAUUAUCUAAAAUUAUCAGCAAUCGAGAUAAACCAUCCUUUUCUAUAGUAGGAACUCCAGAAUAUCUUGCUCCUGAAANUUUAGAGAUAGCCAAUGCUUCAUGA
Messenger RNA from Paramecium primaurelia, 708 nucleotides. Lineage: Eukaryota; Ciliophora; Oligohymenophorea; Peniculida; Parameciidae. The record is from the annotation of a GenBank genome assembly.